Molecule: messenger RNA, 2590 nt
Organism: Heteronotia binoei (common prickly gecko)
Lineage: Eukaryota; Metazoa; Chordata; Lepidosauria; Squamata; Gekkonidae
Gene: MARCKS
Product: myristoylated alanine rich protein kinase C substrate
Exons: 2
Coding region: 544-1392 (282 amino acids)
Biological process (GO): actin filament organization; central nervous system development
Cellular component (GO): plasma membrane; cytoplasm; actin filament bundle
Molecular function (GO): calmodulin binding; actin filament binding
Source: RefSeq, a predicted model, not a curated record
CGCAACUCCAUUGUUCGCUCCAAUUGGAAGCCCCGCCCCCUCUUUUGUCUGGCGGCGCGGUGAUUGGUCGGCGGCGGGUGGGGGCUGCCGUCAGCGCUCGGAAAGCCCAUUCAUCUGUGCACUUGGGCGUUGGACUCCGCAUCUUAUUAGCGACCAGGGAGAUUUCUCCAUUUUCCCCUUGUCUACAGUACGGCUACAAAUCUGGGAUUUUUAUUACUUCUUUUUUGUACUAAACUUGGGCUUCUAAUAUUUUUGCUCGACUUUUUCCCCUUCCUUUUUUCCCCCCUUUCUUCCUGCGCUGCUGCCUUUUUUGAUCUCUCCAGCUUUAUUUUUUAUUCCAAACCUCCCCCCCCACCAAGGAGUCUAUAUAUAAAUAUAAUCGGUUCUGUUCUCUUUUCCCUCCCUCCUCCUCCCCCUCUGGUGUGCUUGUGUGUGUGCGCUGCUGCUCUUCAGGCUGCUGGUCGAUCAGCAUUUAUACAAACCCGCCGCUCUUUGUUUCCUCUCCUCUUGGAUCUGUUGAGUUUCUUUGUUGAAUAAGCCAGCAUGGGUGCCCAAUUCUCCAAGAACGCUGCAAAAGGCGAAGCCGCCGCCGAAAAACCCGGAGAAGCAGUGGCUGCAUCUCCUUCCAAAGCGAAUGGUCAGGAGAAUGGCCAUGUGAAGGUGAAUGGCGAUGCCUCGCCAGCAGCUGCGGAGGCAGGCAAGGAGGAGGUCCAAGCCAAUGGCAGUGCGCCAGCAGAAGAGUCAGUGAAGGAAGAGCAGACCCCUUCAGAGCCAGCCUCUGAGAAGGAGGCGGCAGAAGCAGAGAGCACUGAGCCAGCCUCUCCUGCCGAAGGGGAGUCUUCCUCGAAGACUGAGGAGGGAACUACUCCUUCUUCUAGCAAUGAGACCCCGAAAAAAAAAAAGAAGCGCUUUUCCUUCAAAAAGUCCUUUAAGCUCAGUGGCUUCUCCUUUAAAAAGAACAAAAAGGAGGCUGGGGAAGGAGCUGACAAUGAAGGUGCAGCUGCUUCCGCAGAAGGAGGCAAGGAUGAAGCAGCUGCUGCCCCAGAGACUGCAAACAAUGAGGAGAGCAAACCUGCCCCAGAGGAGUCCUCUGCUGCUGCUGCUGCUAGCAGCUCAGAGGAAACAAAGGAGGAGACUGGUGGCUCACAGGAAGCCAAAUCGGAAGAGACUGCACCAGAAAAGCCUUCAGGAGAAGAGGGUAAACCCACUGAAGAGCAGCAGCAGAAGCCCGAGGAGAAACAGGAAGAGGCAACAGCUGCCCCUAGUGCUACCACCGAAGCCACCUCAACUGAACAAGAGGCACCCAAAGCAGAGGAGCCAGCAGUAGCUCCGACACAGGAAGCUCCAUCUGAGUCCAGUCCAGAAGCUCCACCCGCUGAGUCAGCAGAGUAGAGAAUUGGCAGUUUUGCAAUGAUUGAACUUUUCUUCCCCCCUGUUUGUUUGUUUGGAGUGGUGCCAGGUACUGGUUUUGGAGAACUUGUCUACAACCAGGGAUUGAUUUUAAAAGAUGUCUUUUCUCUUUUUUUGUCUCUACCCGCAGAUCCCAUCUCAGAUCAUUGUGUUGCCACCAUUCCAAAUUGGUAGAGGAGAGACUAAAUGUCUCCCUCCUCCUUGUUCCUUUUUUUUUUUUUGCAUCAGUAUUAAUGUUUUUUGCAUACUUUGCAUCUUUAUUCAAAAUGUAAACUUUUUUUUCCUCUGUCAGUCUAUGGACAUGCCCAUAUAUGAAGGAGAUGGAUGGGUCAAUAAGGGAUAGCAAAUGAAGUGAUAGGGGUCACAAUGGGGAAUUAGUGGUGCAGAUAACUUGCCAAGAAAAUGUGCCACAAGAAAUAAGGGGUUAGUCUUUUUUAAAAAGAAAGUUAUUACAAUGUAUUUUGUGAGGCAGAUGUUCUAUAAGGUUUACAACACUACAGGUCUUGACUAAGAAGGAAGAAAAAAAUUCCAAUACUCAGAUUUAAAAAAAAAAAUCAUAGUCUUAGGAAAUUCAUUUAAACCAUAGGAACUUUUCACUUAUCUCAUGUUAGCUGUACCAGUCAGUGAUUAAGUAGAAAUACAAGUUGUAUAGGCUUUAUUGUUUAUUGCUGGUUUAUGACCUUAAUAAAGUGUAAUUAUGUAUUACCAGCAGGGUGUUUUUAACUGUGACUAUUGUAUAAAAACAAAUCUUGAUAUCCAGAAGCACAUUAAGUUUGCAACUCUUUCCACCCUGCCCAUUUUUUUUUUUGUAAAAUUGCAGUAAUCUUGGACCUUAAAACACACACACACACACAAACACAAUUUUAAACUCAACCAAGCUGUGAUAAGUGGAAUGGUUACUGUUUAUACUGUGGUAUGUUUUUGAUGACAGCAGACGAUGCUUUCUUAUUCCAGUUGUCUUUGAGAAUAAAGAAGAAAAAACCAAUUUCAGAUGCAAUGGUUUUUGUGUAGCAUCUUGUCUAUCAUGUUUUUUUGUAAAUACUGGAGAAGCUUUGACCAAUUUGACUUAGAGAUGGAAUGUAACUUUGCUUACAAAAUUGCUAUUAAAUUCCUGCUUAAGGUGUUCUAAUUUUCUGUGAGCACACUAAAAGCGAAAAAUAAAUGUGAAUAAAAUGUAGAA